CAGACGUAUAUCUCUACCAAAGAUAUGGAGGGACCGCCUUCAAAGCGAUCGCGGCGAGCAGAGCCUUUAUCCGACGAUCAACAUUCCCCAAUGCCACCUUCAAGUGGAAAGGCUGCGCGAAAAGAGAAGAAAGACACAGGACGAGGAUCACGACCGGACGAAGCUCGAAGAAAGAGAUCAAGGUCCCGAGAACUGUACGAUGCGCGAGAACGAAAAAGACAACGAAGCCGAUCGCGAGAAAGAGAUUCUUCGCACCGUGACCGAGACGGGGAUCACCAGAAGCAGAGAGACAAUGGCCGCGAUGGUCGAGAUCGAGAGACCAAUGGUCCCAGCAAACGCAACAGAAGCCGGAGCCAGGAGAGACCACGACUGCAAAAAGAUGAACGACCUCGGCGGCGGUCAAGGUCACGGUCACCUGUCAGAAAUGGGCAUGGAACUCCAGCCCGUGCAAGAUCCCCAGCAAAGCGCCCUGACCACGACCGACCACGGGCACGGGAUAAAACUAAGGCCGAAGAAGACAAGUUCAGGACCAAAUCAAAAUCAGAUCCAGAAAAGUCCAUGACGAAUGGCGAUGCAAUGCAUCUCGAUACUGGCGACGACGACGCACAUCUGAAGAGGAUGAUGGGAUUCACGGCCUUCAAAUCGACGCACAACACGAAAGUACCAGGUAACCAGAUAUAUGGCGUAAGGAAAGAAAAGAAGACCGAAUAUCGGCAGUACAUGAAUCGUGUGGGCGGAUUUAACAGACCUUUGAGUCCAUCAAGAUGACCAACAUGAAAAGUCUGUUGAUGUUCAAAUGCACAAACUGCAUCAUACAGAUGUGCUCACGAAAUUUGUUUGGCCGAAUGCAGCCCAGGCCAACAGGACCCUUGUUGCAGAUGCUGUCGUCUGUUUGAUUCCCAAUCGGCCAAAGUUCUCAGUCAUCAAGUCGCCGACACAUGGCCAUCCAUUCAGUCGCCGUUGGUGGCAUGAUCUGACUCACGCAAUCAACUUGACCCUCUCACCCAACUGAGAUUGUGUCAGAAUGCUCUGAAUGACAAGCGAAUGGUGCAAGUCAUCAAGGACAAACGAGGGACCCUCAUGGUCUAUAAAUUCGGUCUCGAAUCCCCCUUCCACAACAUCCUCUUCUUCCAUUAAGACAACCCCAUCAAAACAACAAGCUACGUAUAUCAGGAUAUACGAUACAGAUCCCAUACCAAUACCCAAUUCAAUAACGAUAGCCG
Molecule: messenger RNA, 1223 nt
Organism: Exophiala mesophila
Lineage: Eukaryota; Fungi; Ascomycota; Eurotiomycetes; Chaetothyriales; Herpotrichiellaceae
Exons: 2
Coding region: 25-768 (247 amino acids)
Biological process (GO): RNA splicing
Cellular component (GO): precatalytic spliceosome
Source: RefSeq, a predicted model, not a curated record